UAUUGCCUGUCGAUAUGGAUAUGCAUGGAAGCCUUCUGCCUAGACGAGGCUCAUGUAGGGAGGAGGGAGGAGGAGGUCGGCUGUAUGCACUGAUAAUCUUCUUUAAGCAUCAGCACUAUCGUCCCCAGGCAGUUCUGUAUAGACCGGGGGGAGGGAAGAGGCCCUCCUCGGAACUUACUCGGGUUCAUAGCCACACCGUGCCGUCUCAUCCUCGCAUCUGACUCCCCGACCAGAAUUGAAGCCCAAGCUCUCUUCCCUGCUUAGUCCCUUCCACAUCAUGAGCCCUGUGUAAGAGGGAUUACGCCGGGUUAUGUCAUGAUAUGCACGGAAUGCCAGGAUGAUGCUUUCUGGCAGAUGGCAGACAGAAGGAUCGAAUGGCUUGCCAGGGGGACCAGACAUCAGGAGACCACCGAGGCCUGUAACCAUUGCUCCAUUGCUGUGCGAGCAAAAGAAGCGCAACGGAGGGCGAAACGGCAGGAAACAUCGAUUGGAAGAAGAGACGGGCCUUUCUCCUGGCGUGCGCUCAUUGGCCCCUCCUCCCUUUCUUCUUUCUUCUUCCUUUCUCUUCCGCUUUUCUUUUCCAAUCUCUCCCUCCCUCUCUCUCUCUCUCUCUUUCUCCUCUCACCAGCUCACGGACUGCUGUCCUCCUUCCUCCAAUCGUCAAUGCGGUUGGUCGCGCGAGUGAAACCCAAUGACACGCACGGAUUGACGCACAUCGUGGGGGACAUCGUCAAGAGAACACCCAUCUUGGGAAGGAUUCAGUCCAAGCGAGAAAGGGGAAAAAUCAAGAGGAAAAAGAAAACCCCGAAAAAGAAAAAGAAGAGAAAAUAAACUAGAGAAUGGGACGAUCAUCCAUAUCAACUGCAGAAUCCUCUCUCCCUCCCUCCCUCUAUCGCUCAGGACCAC
Molecule: messenger RNA, 906 nt
Organism: Aspergillus steynii IBT 23096
Lineage: Eukaryota; Fungi; Ascomycota; Eurotiomycetes; Eurotiales; Aspergillaceae
Exons: 1
Coding region: 316-831 (171 amino acids)
Source: RefSeq, a predicted model, not a curated record